Molecule: messenger RNA, 3017 nt
Organism: Sphaeramia orbicularis (orbiculate cardinalfish)
Lineage: Eukaryota; Metazoa; Chordata; Actinopteri; Kurtiformes; Apogonidae
Product: LIM domain and actin-binding protein 1-like
Exons: 10
Coding region: 113-2221 (702 amino acids)
Source: RefSeq, a predicted model, not a curated record
GGCGGCGACGCGCAGACGGCGGAGAGUGUCAGGUGUCUGAAGGUUCCACGAAAGGAGUCACUCAGCGGAAGUUCGCACAGGUGUGUUUUAGGUAUUUAGGUAGUUGUCAGUGAUGGAAAGUGGUCAGUUCAAUCGACGCUCGUGGGCGACACAGUCCUUACGUGUCACUGCAAGGGAGCUGUCAUUGGUCAGCGGCAAAGGAAGGAACAAUGCCAUCGCUGAACGCUUUUCCAAGUACCAGAAAGCUGCUGAGGACUCAAGUGCUGAGAAGAAAAAGGGAUCCUUUGAGGGUCCGACCCCCUCCCUGAGGUCAGGCAACCUGAGCGCUCUGAAGAAGCGGUGGGAGCAGGCGGGAAGCCUCAAACAGGACAAGCUCUCUCCGUCUUCGUCUUCUCCUAUCUCACCCUUAAGCCUCUCCGGCUCUCAGAGGACGCCUCCUGCCCUGUCCAAGCCUUCACCUGUCAGCGAACACUGCCCCCCGCUGAAGAGCCCCGGCCCACAGACCCACCCUGAAGGUCAGAACACCGCCAGCCACAUUCAACAGCCCUCAGCAGCUCCAAAAAUGUCCAAAAUCCAAAAGCAGAGAAGCACGGACAGGGAUGAGCGGUCACACAGUGAAAUACCUGAAAAGCUUGAAGAGCAAGUUCCAACCAGCCCCCGUGCCUCCUACGAAAAAUCCCGAGUGCCACUAAACAGCCUGAAGAUGAAGUUUGAGAGAGGAGAGGACACUGCAGCCAAGGGAGGCAGGACAACACUUCGCAGUACUUCAUCAGACGACAUGAACCAACACAGCGGUGUCCAUGAUAGGGUGUUGGAGUCGACAUCACUGAGAGAGAAAAUGGCCAAGUACCAGGCUGCUGUUUCUAAACAAGGCCCCAAACACACUGGUGUGUCCACAGAGGUGCCCGCUCCAAAAACAUCUGCACCUGCACCUCAGAAACAAACACCUGCGUCAGAGUGCAAUGGAGCAAAUGUGAAUGGGGAAAGCAGUGACCCGCCCAAAGUGUCCAGGAAAUUCUGCCCACCGGUGAGGGAGACAUGCAUCGCUUGUUUAAAGACAGUUUACCCACUCGAGAGACUAGUGGCUCUUCAGCAUGUCUACCACAAAAGCUGCUUCCGCUGUGUUCACUGCAGCUCAAUGCUCAGCCUUGGGAACUAUGCGUCUCUACAUGGUAACGUCUACUGCAAGCCCCAUUUCAGCCAGCUGUUUAAAUCCAAAGGCAACUAUGACGAGGGCUUUGGUCAUCGGCCUCACAAGGAGCUGUGGGAACCAAAAGCAGAUGUAGAUGAAGAUGAGGAACCGGUGAAGCCAAAAGAACAAGAGAAACCAUCAGCAGUGACCCUUCAGGCUGAGAGUGUCUCUGACAAAGAGCCAACCCCGACUGUGGAAACGUCACAGGCCAAAGUCACAGACCUGGCCAGUUUACUGGAGACUCGCACACAAACACAGGCUUCAUCUGAAGUUAAAGAGUCGACAGAGAAGGCGGUUCCGAUGCGUCGGCUCCAGGUCGCAUGGCCUCCUGCAGCCGGUGAAGCCCAGUCCAGCACUGGACCGCUCAGUCCGGUCAAGGAGGGAGUUACUUCAGGUCGGAGAGCAAAGUGGCCCCCAGAGGAAGAGCCGCCAUAUUCCUUCCAGAGCACCGAGCGAGCCGAGUUAAAGAGCCUGAGGAGGAGCUCAUCUCUAAAGGAGCGCAGUCGUGCUUUUACAGUCGCAGCUAAACCCACUCCUGCAGCCAGUCAGGCACCUAGAGAACCACGACGCCCCCUCAAGUCCCUGAUGGAGUGGAGAGCAUCAUUUGAGGAAAAAGCUGCCUCUGAAGAACCAACAAAGGAGAGUAAAUCAGAGACUCAGCAAGUGAAACAGCAGGAAAAGGAGCAGAACAUGGCAAAAAUACCAAGUAAAGAUGCAACAAACAAAAGUCAGACCAACUCAAAGGAGGAUGUGGAGACUCAAGAAGAGCAACACAGAGAAAAAGACAAACAGGCACAGAGUGGAAACACAGCAGAAGACAAGCCAGUAGUGGAGGAAAGCUCUCAGAGAAGCAUCUCUCCUGACAUGUCAGCAUCCCCCUCCCCACCGCUACAGCCAAAACAGAACCGCACCUCGCAGGAUGUGGGCUUCUGGGAGGAGGACAAAGAAGGAAGUGAUGCUGAGGAGCUGAGUGCAGAGGAUAUGAUCAAGAGGAACCGCUACUACGAAGAUGACGACUCCGAGUCAUAGGAAAAUCUGUCACAGUGUCAUAUUCAUCUACCGUAAACACUUUGUCAGGUUUGUUCUCUCAGUCUGUCAGUAGAUUGGAAUUGAUGCUUUGCUAGUUUUGAUAGUGUUUUAAGGAAAAAAAUUACACUUAAAAUAUAAUAGGUAUGUAUAUUUACACAAAUAUAUUGCAAUAACUGCCUUUAAUUGUACAAAACAUGUUUGAUUUUUGUAUGCAUUAUAUACUUUAAUACCCAUGUAAUACAUAUUUUAUAUAAGUUUGAUCAUACUAGAGGUGACCCAUGUCACGUUAAAUCACUGCAUAUGUGGACUAUGUUGUCUGGUAAUUAUAUCAAUAAUCAGUUGAUUAAUGUUUGCCUGUAAAAUGUCAAAAAGCCAUUAUACCCUAUUUAUAUAUAUUUUUGUCUUUGUUGGCCAUUAUUAUGGAAGUACAUUGCUGCCAGGUCGGAAAAAUAAAAAUUGAUCAGGAUCUCGUCAUGACAAAUUUUCACAUUAUAAAGUGAAAACUUGUUAAAACACGGCAUCUUUGAUGCUAUAAUGUGAUAAAUGCCUAUUUUGUUAAAAUGUGAAACUCAUGUUUAAGUAAAAGGUGCGUGGAGAACAGAUUAACUUUCCUCAUUGUAACAAAAUACUGGGCAAUUCAGAUUUUUCGGACCUGGCAGUAAUAUGCUUCUGUACCAUUACAGUUCUGGGUGAUUGUGGGCAGGACCAGACUGCAAAAAAAAAAAAAAAAAAAAAGAUUGUGUAUUUUGUUCUUCUUAAAAUACUUAAACACCUAAAUGUCUUAUGAAAGUGAAAA